UACUGCGUUUACGGAGGUACAGUACAUGUACACUAACUCCCGACGGGCUCCAUAAUUCGGAUGGACCCACACUCACCUUCCCCGGUCCCCGGAUCUACUGACGACAAGGGUCAUGUCGAUUAGGUGAUCGCGGACUGAUGGAUAAGGCGGGCUUCCCUAAACAAUCGCGAGGCAAGAAUCCCCCCUCCAUGAUAGCGAUAGAGGAAUUAUAGCCCAACUUGCAGCCAUCGCCAGGAUGGCGUUUGAGCUCCUACCAUUCCUCUCCGGAGUCUUCGGCUGGAUCUACACCUUCUGCUGGUCGUUAUCCUUCUAUCCCCAACCGAUCCUCAACUUCCGCCGUCGCUCAACGUCCGGGACCACGAUAGACUUUCCGCUCAUCAACACUCUUGGCUUCCUCGCCUACCUGGUCUCCAACCUCGCCUUCUACUACUCGCCCCUGAUCCGAGCCCAGUAUGCGGCGCGCAACCGCGGCCACGAGCCGACGGUGCAGUUCAACGACAUCACCUUCGCCGCCCACGCGCUCCUCCUGUCGGUGAUCAUCACGAGCCAGUACUCGCGGCGGCUAUGGGGGUUCACGGCCUCGUCGUCGUCGCCCGGGGUCGCGGGCGGGCGGCGGCCCAGUCGCAUCAUCAUGGGGGUCGGGUGCGGCUGCGUGGCGGGGGUGGCGGCGGUCGUGGUGCUGGUGAUGGCGUCGCCGGGGCGGGACGCCACGGACGGGGCCGGGGCGCAGGGCUGGGUGUGGCUCGACGUCGUGUACGCCGUGUCGUACGUCAAGCUGCUGGUCACGCUGGUCAAGUACACGCCGCAGCUGCUGGUCAACUACCGGAACAGGUCGACGAGGGGUUGGAGCAUCGUGCAGGUCCUGCUCGACUUCACGGGCGGUAUCCUGAGCAUCGCGCAGCUGGCUAUCGACAGCUACCUGCAGGGGGACUGGUCUGGCAUAACGGGGAACCCUGUCAAGCUCGCGCUGGGGAAUGUGUCGAUUAUCUACGACCUGCUCUUCAUGACGCAGCACUACAUCCUGUACCCGGGUGCCGGGGGCAAGGCCGAGGAGAGGGAGCCCAUACUGGGGGGUCGCGAGGACGAAGAGAGGAGGAUCGAUUGAGUCGUCUCUGUCCAGGCGGGGAGGCGUGACGCCAUGGGGCGGCGGACUUGUGGCAUGAUGACGACGAUAUUCCCAUCAUGAGAACCUACCUACCUACCUAUCUUAUGGGCACACGGGUAGUUAUCACGACUGGGAGUCCACGCAUACUGCUGGAAGCAUACGAUGAAACUUCCCGCUCGCAGCUGGCUAAAGCAAGGUCUGCCAGAGCUUGCCGUCCCACGACAAUAUGCCGUGAUCUCGCGGUUCGCUGUACCAGCCCCAGCCCGUUGCAGUCCGUGAAUCGGGCUUCUUCCAUCUCUAUUUAGUGGUCAUCCACAAGUGCAGUCAUUGGGCCCGCGAGAGGUAAGCGAGUACGGUGCCACACAUUCUCCCGCAUCACACAGAUACACACCAACGGGAGCAUGACCA
Molecule: messenger RNA, 1513 nt
Organism: Phialemonium atrogriseum
Lineage: Eukaryota; Fungi; Ascomycota; Sordariomycetes; Cephalothecales; Cephalothecaceae
Product: lysosomal cystine transporter
Exons: 2
Coding region: 236-1105 (289 amino acids)
Biological process (GO): L-cystine transport
Cellular component (GO): fungal-type vacuole; vacuolar membrane
Molecular function (GO): L-cystine transmembrane transporter activity
Source: RefSeq, a predicted model, not a curated record